AACAGCUGGUCCCCCAUAAAACUGAAAACAAUUUCUGUUGAAUAUCAGGUUUAAAUUUGAAAAAUAAAAUCCAGUAAUUAAAGUUUUUAAAAAACAAGAUUUUGACAGUAAAGAACAUAUUCCUCACCUUUAUGCAAUAAAUCAAACAUAAUUUGAUUUUUCUUAAACAGGGGAAAGCAGUAGAUCAUGCAUGGUAAUAUUAAUUGGUGAUACUGUCAGAGGUUUUUAGGAUAUUAAAAUGCAUAUUUGGCUUUAACAAGAUGACAGAAAUUAACAACAGUAGCCUGGUAAAUCAGGUGCACUUUCACUCCUCAUAAGUUCAUGGGCGCUUUUACUAUCAAGAAAGUGAAACUGAGCUCUUGAAAAUGGUGGAAAGUAGUUGUCAGAACUUCUGACAUUAAAAUUAAUUUCUGCUUAUAUGUGACUAGGCACAUAUAUUAAAUUUUGUAUACUAACACAAUGUUGCAUAAUAUAUUCUUAACCUGACAGUGUCCCUAAAUUAUCAUGUCUGUUUGCUUUCAUUUUCCAGCUGAGUUUUAAUUUUGCAUGCAUUUCAGUGAAAUACAGUAUGCAUCAUAGUUGUUUCCUGAAGCAUUUUGGGGCUGUAUCUGCUAGUGUUCUCCAAAAUGAGCAAGUUUAUCAUAGGAGUCUCUGUGAAGCUGUCUUUUUGAAGUAAUGCCAAUAGAAAGUGGAAGUUGUGCAUCUGCUCGCCAAGCAAAGCAGAAACGUAAAUCACACAGUCUUUCAAUCCGAAGAACCAACAGUUCCGAGCAAGAAAGGGCAGGACUGCAGAGAGACAUGUUGGAAGGGCAGGAUUCUAAACUACCAUCUUCAGUCCGGAAUACACUCCUUGAACUUUUUGGACAAAUAGAGCGGGAGUUUGAAAACCUGUAUAUUGAAAAUUUGGAAUUACGUAGAGAGAUUGAUACACUGAAUGAGCGUUUAGCAGCUGAAGGACAGACAAUUGAUGGAGCUGAACUGAGCAAAGGACAGCUGAAAACAAAAGCCAGUCAUAGUACCAGUCAGCUUUCUCAGAAAUUAAAGACAACUUACAAGGCAUCUACUAGCAAGAUUGUAUCCAGUUUUAAAACUACAACAUCAAGGGCAAUCUGUCAACUGGUAAAGGAAUAUGUUGGCCACAGAGAUGGUAUUUGGGAUGUCAGUGUUGCGAAAACUCAACCAGUCGUGUUGGGAACUGCAUCUGCUGAUCACACUGCUUUGCUGUGGAGCAUAGAAACAGGGAAGUGCCUUGUCAAGUAUGUAGGGCAUGUUGGAUCAGUAAAUUCGAUAAAGUUUCAUCCAACUGAGCAAGUGGCUCUUACAGCAUCUGGAGACCAGACAGCUCACAUCUGGAGGUACAUAGUACAGUUGCCUGCACCUCAACCAACUGCAGACUGCAAUCAAAUGUCUGGAGAAGAUGAAGUUGAGUUCUCAGAUAAAGAUGAACCUGAUGGAGAUGGAGAUGGUUCUAGUGAUUGUCCCACUGUCAGAGGCCCAUUAACUUCACUCAAAAGCCAUCAAGGAGUGGUUAUAGCAGCUGACUGGCUUGUUGGGGGGAAGCAAGCUGUGACAGCAUCAUGGGAUAGGACAGCAAAUCUGUAUGAUGUAGAGACUUCUGAACUUGUCCAUUCUCUUACAGGGCAUGACCAAGAGCUAACACAUUGUUGUACACAUCCCACCCAACGUCUUGUGGUGACAUCAUCACGCGAUACAACCUUCCGUCUGUGGGAUUUCAGAGAUCCUUCUAUCCAUUCUGUGAAUGUCUUUCAGGGCCACACAGACACUGUGACAUCUGCAGUUUUCACUGUGGGAGAUAACGUUGUUUCUGGUAGUGAUGACCGUACUGUAAAAGUUUGGGAUUUGAAAAACAUGAGGUCUCCUAUUGCAACAAUCCGUACAGACUCUGCAGUCAACAGGAUUAAUGUAUGUGUUGGCCAAAGAAUCAUUGCCCUUCCACAUGACAACCGACAAGUGAGAUUAUUUGACAUGUCAGGAGUGCGAUUAGCACGCCUCCCUCGCAGUAAUAGACAGGGCCACAGAAGAAUGGUGUGUUGCUCAGCAUGGAGCGAGGACCAUCCAAUAUGUAACCUCUUCACAUGUGGAUUUGAUCGCCAGGCUAUUGGUUGGAACAUCAACAUCCCUGCUUUGUUACAAGAAAAAUGAAAUGCUGGAAGAAUUUUUGCAUUUUAUGUUGCCAUGGACUUCUACUUUUGCAGACUUUUCUGAACAUUGGUCUGCUGUCGCUGUAAAAGCUCUUCCUUAAGUGGAGACUUUAGCAAAUGUUGUUCUUGUUACCACAUUGUGCACAGUUUGCAUGAAUUGUACAGAAAAUGUGAUUUUUUUAAAAAAAAUUAGUUUGUCUUGUGUAUGAACUUUUAUAUUUUGGCAUCCACUGGUCAAUAUGUUCACUGUUGCAUAGAGCACAUAAAUGUUCAUAAGUUAUUUAGCAUUUAAUAGAUACACAGUAGGGCAUUACAUUUGUGACAUAAAUGUGAAACUUCCGUAAUCAAUGUAGAGAGUGUAUAGAGUCUGUUACGUUUUUCAUGACUACAUAUCUGCCUUGUGUUAAAAAGAAUCUGCAGGGCUAAGACUUUGAAAUGAAGUGUGGAUUUCACUAGUUGUAUGAUUGUAAACAUUUUCCUGUUUGCAUCUGAUUCGGAAUACUUUUUUUAGUGCUGCAGUAUAGGGCAACUUCAACUCCAUUUCUGUUCCAGUUACUGGAGAAAUAGUAGAUUUGAGAAGGAAGAUGCAAGUAAUUUGUAGUGAGUAUAGACUGCCAGGUUUGUUUGGAAUGCUUUUCGUACUUUUUUUUUUUUUAAAAAAAAGAAAAAAGAAAAAUACUAAUUCUGCCCUUCUUAUAUAAAAUCUCAUGGCAUUUCAUACUAUCAAAAGUCCAGAAUAUUAUGAUUCUAAUCACUGAAAUCUAGUCAAGCAAAUUUUGAAGCACUUUAGUUUAUAGCUAUUGUUAUAAACCAUUUAUGAAAGUUUGACUUUACCAGUGAAUGUGAGCUGACCUUUGUAAGAAGGAUUGCUUCUUUUUGGUGAUCUGCCCAGAAAGGAAAUAGGUUUUUUUGGGGUUGGGUUUGUUUGGUUUUUUUUGUUUUUUUUUUUAAAUAUAUCUACAGUGAGCAUACUUUUAAUUGUGUUCACUUCCCAUAUUUUUAUUUUGAGCCAGCAAUACAAAGAAAAUGAGUACUACCUCAAAAAUGAAUGUUGGUCAAGAUGCAUUGAAUCUCUCUGUAGCCUAGAAAAAAGCACUUUUGGUCUCUGGCUGAAGCACUAUCUCUGACAUGAGAAGACAGACAAUCAUACUAAAUGUGAUCCUUAAGAUAAGUAACACUUAAAGUUAAUGGAGCAAUACAAUCAGUAAACAUCAUCUGUCACCUUUCUGUUCUCAGCUGUGGCAAGGGCUGCUGCAGUCCCUAUUCUGUUCCAAAAGGGGGUAAUUAACAUAGGUCUCCCUCCUUUCUCCCAAAUGGUUUUGCUCUGGUUUUGCUGUGCUUAGCCUUUUUUGCACUGGCAGUGGGGUGUUACGCCACAGCUGCUGAUUAUAUGUCAAUGCAUGUGGCAGCUGACGUCUUUGAAAGAACAGAGGCUGCUUCAGACAGACACUUCUUUUUAGCUAAAGGAGAUACUGCCCCUAACUGUCUGACAUAUCACAGUAUAAGAUGAAGGGUGAGGGUAAGUCAAGGGUGCACUCUUACAAUGGGAGUCAUGGAGUUUAUGGUGGGUUGGCAUAAGUAUUACAAACUUUUUAUCUCAUGAUUAUGAUUUUGUGAAACUAUAGCUGUGCUCAUGUCCUCUAUGGCACUGUUUAUAAUGAUGUUAAGAUGUAUUAACUGGUUCUCCUGUAACUAGCAUAUGAUGGCAUUGGAGUGAAAUGGAAUGGGAUGAUGAAUGCAUCGUUGAGUAAUUGUAGGGGAACUGAGGUCCUGGACGUAGGUUUGCAAUGUAACAUUAAGGAAGCUCAAGAUAUUUAAUGGAGAAUGUUAUGUAGUGUCUUCAUAGUACAGGUCAUCAUAGUAGCUUGGUCCCUUGUUUUUUUCUUUUUUUUUUCUUUUGAGAUGCAAGAUAUAUGCAGAAUUGCACUGAAGUAAUCUUAAAAUACCAAAACUAGUGAGGUUGGAGAAGGCAGCUGUAGAGUUUUAAGGCUGAUAAUGAGGGUUAAGGGAUGGUAUCAAAGUUUAUU
Messenger RNA from Athene cunicularia (burrowing owl), 4189 nucleotides. RefSeq names its product WD repeat domain 37 (gene WDR37). The record is from RefSeq and is a predicted model, not a curated record. Bases 676 to 2163 code for a protein of 495 amino acids. The transcript is spliced from 14 exons. NCBI's taxonomy places the organism in Eukaryota, Metazoa, Chordata, Aves, Strigiformes, Strigidae. Gene Ontology annotation, molecular function: protein binding. Gene Ontology annotation, cellular component: preribosome, large subunit precursor.